GCGGGGACGGCGGGGAGAAGGCGCGAGUGCUCGGACACUUGGCUUCGGAGCCGUCCGGGCCGCCAGGCUUAGGAAGGGGCUGCCUCGGUUGCCCCUCGGGGAGUCCCAGGGUCUAGAUGGGAGGUAGAACGAAAGGGGGCGUCGGCUUAGGGAGAGCCUGCCUCGGUUUCCCCGUGGGGAGUCCCGGGGUCUAGAUGGAAGGCAGAAGGAAAGGGGGCGUCUUGAGGAUGGGGAGCACCCUGGCGGGCUACGGCUCCGGAGAAUGAGGUGGCUUGGGGAUGCGGGCGGAACUCCCAGGCCCCAGGAGCCUUUGAGGUCAGGAGAGAGCUGUGAUUUGGGGUGAGGGGCUGUGGAGGGAGAGCCUGCGGGAUGAGAAGUCCUGAGGCACCUGGCCGGCCUGGGAACGAGGAGGCCAGGCUUCAGAUCUCCCCCAAGGCUACUUGCUGUGGAGUCCCUUCCUCUCUCCGGGCCUCGGUUUCCUCAUCUUUCCCAUACCUGUGAAUAGAAGGGUGUGAGAGACUGCCUGGAUGACUUCUAACCCCAUCAGCGACCUUGUAACUCCUGGCGGUCUCCUGCCUCCUCCUCCCCCUCCGUGGGUGCCCAGACCCCUCCUCGUCCCUCAAGCCAGACAGGCCCACACCAGGGGCUGCCCAGUGUCACAUCCUCUGUGCCUUUGGCCCUCUUCUAUGCCCGGCAUGUUGAGAAGCAGCCGUCUGGUUCUCCUUGCUUUCUAGCAAAUUAAAAACCCACCAAAUCCCCUGGGGAGGGCCUCCCACAGCUGGACCCCUGGCACUGAGUCUGCUCUCGCUUCUCUCCCUCUUUCUGAGCCCUUAGCUUCUCCCUGCCAAUGGCCUUGGUCUCCCUGUGGGCUGUUCCUGGCCAUAGGGUGCUUGUUCCAUAGAGGGCAAAAGCCUGUCGUAUCACCCAUCCCCGGCCCCGUGGUGAGGAGGACCUGAGUGACGUCCCAUGGUCUCUGCUCUCCUGUCCCAGUCGCUCCACCCCUAAGUUUGUUGCUUACUCAGAUCCCCUUUGCCAAUCUGCACACUGGGAUCUGAGACUGGAAGGGACCCCACCCAGCCCACCUCCUCCCCGCACAGUGCAGGACGCCUCUGCUGCAUUUGCUCAGGGACAGCGAGCUUGUCUCCUUUGUGAGGUGGCUGUUCAGUGUCCUGUGGCUCUGGUUUCAUCCAGCUAAAAUCUGUGCCUUGCAGAUUCCGCCCCUUGGCUGCAUUUCUGCCUCCUGGGAACUGCAGAGUAAAGUCAUUCUUUUAUUCCUUCAAACAAUCUUUAUCAAUGCACUGGGUGAGACACUGGGAAUAUUGCAAUGAAAAAAUCAGACCCAACUCCCUGCCCGCGUGGAGUUCUUACUCUAGAAAGGAGUGGGAAGCAGUCAAAUAAGCAAAUAUAUGAUAUGCCGGCUGGUGGGAGGUCCUAUGGAGAAGAGUAAAGCAGGCAGGAAGGAUGAGGUGUUGGGGUGGGUAUUGCAAUUUUAUAUCGCAUAGUCAGGGCUGGCCUCCCUGAGAUGGUGACAACUGAGCAAAGCCUUGAAGGGGGGCGUGAGCUGGGGGCAGGGGGACAGUGCACUUGCAGAGGGAAGAGCAAUGCAGAGGCCUCCAGGCAGAAGCAUGACGGACAGGAGCAGGUCUGGCUUGUUCUAGGAACAAGGAGGAGGACAGUGGUUGGAGCAGGGUGGGUGAGGAGCCCAUGGGGGAUCAGUAGGAAACGAGUGCAGAGAGAGAAGGGGGGAUGUGGGGGUCAGUGCGUGGGACCUCGAAGGUCACAGUGAGGGUGGGGUUUUCACUGAGUGCGAUGGCAGCAGAUGGCAGCAGCGAGGAGCAGAGCCACCUGCUCUCACUCGGGGAUAGCAGGCUCGGCUGGCUGUGGUGGGAGAGUAGACUGGAGGACGUGAGGGCAGAAAGCGGGGGCCAGCGAGGGGUUUGCUGUUGUCAUUCUGGGGAGAGCCCAUGGGGGCUUCUACCCGUGCCCAUGGCACAGAGGUGGUGGAAACAUCUCAGAUUGUCAGAUUUGGGGUAUGUUUUGGAGAUAGAAUCCAUGGAUUUGGCUGCGAGAGAAGAGUGGAGUCAAGGUGGAGUCAAGGUGGAGUCAAGGACGACUCGGAGGGUUUUGGCCUGAGCGUCUGGAAGUUUUGAGCUGCCGUCAACUUCAGGCAUCCACAUGAAGAGGUCCAGUAGGAGCCGGGUGAGGUUUCGUGGAGAGGUUGGAGCCGGAAAUAAAUUUUGGGCGUCCUCGCCCUGUAGCUGAUAUUUAAGGCCGUAAGAGCCAGUGGGCUCACUUAGGGAGAGUGAUACGGAGGAAAGCGGUCUGACCAGGGACUUACUCCCAGUGUGAGGAACCAGACAAGGAGACAGUCAGGGCAGCCAGUAGAUGGGUGGAGAAAUCAGAGGGCUGGGCUGUCCUGGAUGCAGUGCGGAAAGUGCUCAGAGGAGGAGGGAGGGAGUGAGUAUGACAGCUGCCUUUGACAGAGCAAGCAAGACGGGGGCUGAGGACGAAGCAAGGUGGACCUCACUGGUGACCCCGAGGGAAGCCACAGAGGCCGGGUUGGCAGGGGGUGGGAGGGGAGGUCUUGAGGACAGCAGUACAGACGACAGACAAGGAGUCCGGCUGUGAAGGGGGGCAGAGAAAUGAGGUUAGGGCUGAAAGGGGAAGUGAGGGUAGAGAGAGGGCUUGACUUUUAGAAUGGAGGGACGUCUGCUUGUAUGCUGGUGGGAAAUGCUUUCCCAGAGGGACGCUGGGUGAAGGGGGCGAGAAUGGAGGAUGGCUGCAGGAGGUCGGGGGAUGGACCCAGUGCCCCAGGGAGGCUCGGCCCUGCUCAGCCGGGACAGUGCAAAAGCUGGCCGUCCCUGGGCCUCCCUCCGGCUCCUGUGUGCAGGCGCCCAGUGGACUGAGAUUUCACCACUGAAGCACAUUAACUGGCUCAGGGCCCCAGAGAAACCAGGCAGGCUGUGGUCUCAGGAAGGAAGGGAGUGUCAGGGCUUGGGGACAAGGGAGGACCCACGUGGGUGGCCCCUUCUGCUGGGCCCUCUCCUUCAGCAAGGAAGUGCCCCUUUCUUCGCAUGGAUGGGCUUCACCUUCCUGGAGGAGAGACUGUAAUGGCUCCACAAGUGUAGUAACUGACGUGGAAAAGAGACGGCAAGGUGAUAGACUGACGUAUCUAGUCUGAAGAGGGGGGUUCUGAGCAGGCGAUCAAGGGCAAGAGGCAGGAUUUCAGGGACAGUUUUCAUGAAAUAGGUGAUGAGUGGACAUCUCUUUUCUCUCUUUCCCAAUUUAAACUGAAGCAGGAGAAACUUAAGUUAGAUAUAAUGAGGAACUUCCUGAGCAGGUUAGUGAGGCCAGCAACAAGGCCAGAUCCUCCCCACUGGCUGUUUAAGAUGAGAAGGGACAAUGCCUGCUCAGAGACAGGGGCCUGGCCAAAUUGGUCCUUGGGGAUUCUCCUUGCUCUGAGGUUUCUGGGAGAAGGCCAGGGCAGAGAUGGAACUUUCUAGCUGCUGCUAGGAAGACAGAGUUUCAAACCUUGUGGCUUGGGCCCGCCUCUCCCUCCUGGUGUCCACAGAACCCUGAUGUCGCUGGCUUGGGUGUGUGGGGCCCGAGCAUCCAUUGGGCUGCCCCAGACUUGGUGUGUUCAGGAAGGGCCUGUUCACUCACAGCUCAUCCCCUUGUGGGCGUGCACGUCUGUGGGCGUGUCUCAGGUCCCAGCCUGGUCUCUCAGUACAGGUCACAGUGGAUGCACAAGGCUUUGUGCCAGAACUGCUGAGAAUUACUUAUGUCUGCACAGCUGGUUGGCCAGCUCUGGCUGCUGGCUCAUCCUUCCGGGGUUUCCCCGGGCAGGAGGUAGGGUCUGUGGGCAGAUCUAGGCCUGCCGGUCCUGCGCCUUUGCCUUCUUGCUCAAGGCCUGCCCGCCGAUGACUUGGCCAUCUUGCUCUGCCAUGCCUAAUGAGCUCUGCUGGAGGGCGGGAUGCUCCAGGCUCUCCCAAUGCGGAGGAGAGAGCAGCUGUCGUCCUUAGGGAUCCCCGGGGUGCGAGAAGCCAGCACAGUCCUGUCUCUUCCUAACUUUCAACCUCGUUAAUUCCUGGCUAUGCACAUGCCCUCCGAGCGUUGGGUCAGAAGGAGAGGACUGACCCCAUUUCUGGGCUGUUCCCGUUUCCGGCCCACAUCCUUGGACCCUGUGACACUCGCAGAACAGAACCUGCUGAGCGACUCUCUGCUGCUUGGAACCCUCCCAGGGCUUGGAGCUCCGAGAGAUCGAGUUCCCUCGAAUCCCCAGAACCCGGAGUCUGACGGCUGAGGCCUGUGUGAGCCAGUGGCAGAGGCGACAGCAUGUAACGUGUGGUGGUUGUGAAAUGUGCACGCAGGAGGCUUUCCAGGCGCAGAGGAGCCAGCUGGUGGGGCUGCUGGUCUCGGGGUCCCUGGAGGGCUUCGAGAGUGUCCUGGAUUGGCUGCUUUCCUGGGACGUCCUCUCCUGGGAAGACUAUGAGAGCCUCAGCCUCGUGGGCCAGCCCCUCUCCCACUUGGCCAGGCACCUCCUGGACACUGUCUGGAAGAAGGGUGCUUGGGGCUGUGAACAACUCGUCGCGGCUGUCCGGGAGGCCCAGGCCGACAGCCAGUCUCCCGAACUUCCUGGGCACUGGGACCCCCACUCACCCCAGCCAGCCCAGGACCUGCAGAGUCACCGGCCAGCCAUUGUCAGGAGACUCUACAGCCAUGUGGAGGGCGUGCUGGACCUGGCGCACGAGCGGGGCUUCAUCAGCCGGUACGAAUGUGAUGAAAUCAGGUUGCCCAUCUUCACGUCAUCCCAGCGGGCAAGAAGGCUCCUCGAUCUUGCCACAGUGAAGGCGAACGGACUGGCUGCCUUCCUUCUACAACAUGUUCAGGAAUUACCAGUCCUGUUAGCCCUGCCUUUCCAAGAUGCCGCAUGUAAGAAAUUCAUGUCCAAGCUGAGGACCACGGUAUCUGCUCAGUCUCGCUUUCUGAACACCUAUGAUGGGGCAGAAAAUCUUUGCCUGGAGGAAAUAUACACAGAGAAUGUUCUGGAGAUCCGGACGGAGCUGGGCAUGGCUGGACCCCCGCAGCAGAGCCCUGCCACCCUGGGCCUAGAGGAGCUCUUCAGCACCCGUGGCCACCUCAACAAAGAUGCGGACACCGUGCUGGUGGUGGGCGAGGCGGGCAGCGGCAAGAGCACGCUCCUGCAGCAGCUGCACCUGCUGUGGGCUGCGGGGCGGGACUUCCAGGAGUUUCUCUUUGUCUUCCCGUUCAGCUGCCGGCAGCUCCAGUGCCUGGCAAAACCACUGUCCGUGCGGGCACUGCUCUUUGAACACUGCUGUUGGCCUGACCUUGGCCAGCAGGACGUCUUCCAGUUUCUCCUUGACCACCCUGACCGCGUCCUCUUAACCUUCGAUGGCUUUGACGAGUUCAGGUUCAGGUUCACGGAUGGCGAGCGUCACUGCUCUCCGACCGACCCCACGUCUGUCCAGAAUCUGCUCUUCAACCUUCUGCAGGGCAACCUGCUAAAGAACGCCCGCAAGGUGCUGACCAGCCGUCCGGAUGCGGUGUCGGCAUUACUCAGGAAGUACGUGCACACGGAAUUCACCCUCAAGGGCUUCUCGGAAGAGGGCAUCGAACUGUACCUGAGGAAGUGCCAUCGCGAGCCUGGGUUGGCUGACCGCCUCAUCUCCCUGCUCAGAGCGACCUCAGCCCUGCACGGUUUGUGCCACCUUCCUGUCUUCUCAUGGAUGGUAUCCAAAUGCCACCAGGAGCUGUUGCUGCAGGGUGGGGGGUCCCCAAAGACCACCACGGAUAUGUACCUGCUGAUCCUGCAGCAUUUUCUGCUGCAUGCCUCCCCACCAGACUCAGCCCCCGGUGGUCUGGAACCUGGCCUGCUUCGAGGCAGGCUCCCCACCCUCCUGCACCUCGGCCAGCUGGCUCUCUGGGGCCUGGGCACGUGCUGCUAUGUGUUCUCAGCCAAGCAGCUCCAGGCAGCACAUGUCGACAGUGAGGACAUUUCUCUUGGCUUCCUGGUGCGUGCCAAAAGGGCUGUGCCUGGGAGUGCGCCCCCCAUGGAGUUCCUGCACAUCACUUUCCAGUGCUUUUUUGCUGCAUUCUACCUCGUCCUCAGUGCUGACGUGCCGCCAUCCUCCCUCAGAUACCUCUUCAGUUGUGGCAGGCCAGGCAGCUCGCUGCUGGCCCGGCUGCUGCCCGCCAUGUGCGUGCAGGGCUCGAGGUGCAAGGAGGACAGCGUGGAAGCUCUGCUGCAGGAGGCCGAGCCUCACAACCUCCAGAUCACAGCCGCCUUCCUGGCGGGACUGUUGUCCCGGGAGCACCGGGGCCUGCUGGCCAAGUGCCAGGGGUCUGAGACUGCCCUGCGCCAGCGCCAGGCCUGUGCCCGGUGGUGCCUGGCCCGCAGCCUCCACAAGCAUUUCCACUCCAUCCCACCAGCUGUGGCAGGUGAGGCCAAGAGCAUGCAUGCCAUGCCCGGCUUCAUCUGGCUCAUCCGGAGCCUGUACGAGAUGCAGGAGGAGCGGCUGGCACAGGAGGCUGUGCGUGGGCUGGAUGUCGGGCACCUCAAGCUGACAUUUUGCAGCGUGGGCCCAGCCGAGUGUGCUGCCAUGGCCUUUGUGCUGCGGCACCUCCGGCGGCCUGUGGCCUUGCAGCUGGACCACAACUCUGUGGGCGACGUUGGCGUGGAGCAGCUGUUGCCUUGCCUCAGCGUCUGCACUGCUCUUUACUUGCGAGAUAAUAACAUCUCAGACCGAGGCAUCUGCCAGCUCAUCGAACGUGCCCUUCACUGCGAGCAGCUGCAGAAGUUAGCUCUGUUCAACAACAAGCUGACGGAUGGCUGUGCACACUCCAUGGCCAGGCUCCUUAUGUGCAAGCAGAACUUCCUGGCCCUCAGGCUGGGGAAUAACCACAUCACUGCCGCGGGAGCCGUGGUGCUGGCCCAGGGGCUCAGAGCCAACACCUCCCUGCAGUUCCUGGGGUUCUGGGGCAACAAGGUGGGUGAUAAGGGAGCCCAAGCCUUGGCUGAAGCCUUGGGUAAUCACCCCAGCUUGAAGUGGCUCAGCCUGGUGGGGAACAGCAUCGGCAGUGCGGGUGCCCAAGCCUUAGCAGUGAUGUUGGAAAAGAACGUGGCGCUGGAAGAACUCUGUCUGGAGGAGAACCAUCUCCAGGAUGAAGGUGUGUGUUCCCUUGCUGAAGGACUUCAGAGAAAUUCAAGUUUGAAGGUCCUGAAGCUGUCCAACAACUGUAUCACCUACCGAGGGGCAGAAGCCCUCCUACAGACCCUUGAACGGAACGACACCAUCCUGGAAGUCUGGCUCCGAGGAAACACUUUCUCUCCGGAGGAAAUUGAGAAGCUCAGCCACAGGGACGCCAGACUCCUGCUUUGAUGUCUCUGGGCCAGUGUUCCUCUCACUUUGUUUGCAAGCAGGCCGGGGGUUUGGAGCCCAGCGGCUGGAUUCCAUCUGGCAGCAGCCGGUUCUGGCAGAGGAAGGAGCAUCGGCGCCCUUCGGAAUAGACUUUUCCACAGCCUACCUUUGCCAUCGAGUUCUUCCCGAGAUUCCAUCCAUGGGAAAUAGCAGAGGGGCAGCCCCGGCUACGUCAUGGGCUAGCCUCCUGCUGAUCUGGCAUGGGUCCGUGGGCCACGCAUGGUACUGAGCACCUCCUGGGGUAGAGCCCUGGGUCCACGUGAGAGGCUCCUUCCUACUUCCUUCACAAGGAAGCGGGAUUCAGGAAGAAACUUUCUGCCAUGUCUCAACUCAUGGUCAUCCCUCACAGCUGUUCCCCACAUAUGGUUCCUCCACUCAUCCUGGACCCCGCACAUGGCACUUCCUCUGUGGUUGAGGAUUCAAAAUAUUGGUGUCUUCGGCUUUGUUAUUUCCCUAAUAGCCACGCCCUACCCGCUACCCUUGUUACCCAGAGUGGGAGGGGCUAUAAUUUACCCUGCUUUCCUUCCUGGUAUUUAAGACAUUAUUGGAAGGGGACACGCGGCAGCCAUUUAUUCCCCAAGAUAGUCUAGAUUUGCAGGAAAAAUAUGACCACACUACAGCUGGUAUCACACGUGGACUUUUAUUUCCAGUAAAAUCAAUUACUCUUUGGUUAA
This is a messenger RNA of Equus caballus (horse), 8113 nucleotides long. Lineage: Eukaryota; Metazoa; Chordata; Mammalia; Perissodactyla; Equidae. The record is from RefSeq and is a predicted model, not a curated record.